AUGUCCAGCCAGCACCAAGGUCGGGCAUACUUCAGACUGAACGCCCCCAUCGACGCCUCCUCAGAACCCACCAUCGGGAUCGUCGCGACGCGUCUACUCGAUCCCAUCGGGUCCUUCGGCCAGACUGAAGACACACACAGAAAACAGCUCCAGUCCCUCAUACAGAAUCACCUUCACACACUGACUCACAAUUCUGCUGACCAGGACCGCACACUUGUGGCAGUUGCCAAAUCCCUCAUGAGGAUGACAUGUGCCGCGACGAUAAGUGUUCCCACCGGUACCUGCCCUGAUGAUACCGAGACGGUGAACUGGGAGCUCGCCGCUAUUGACCUGAGCGUGGGAGGCGAGACAUACGCGACCGUUCAUCGUGUCCCUGAGUCUCCUUCGAUCCUGCAGACAACAUACAAGCCGCUUUCCGGAGACCAACCUGCAUCUGCUCUUCAGACCCCUUCGUCCACGCACACAAGCCCCCAGCCGGCCCCGCAGACCUCGGCCCCAAUCAACGUCGCUCUCCACAUCGGCGUGAUCAAGCCUGGUAUCAUUGACGGAGUCGUUCAAGACAUGUACCGUAUCCAGUCUGAGAGAUAUACGGUGAGAGGGACAGAGGGGGACGACGAAUCGAGGCUCAGUGUCCUCAAUGGAUCUCUCGCAAAAAGUGUUCAGCGAGCGAAUGGAUCGCGCACGAAGGAUCUCACGAUAUCCUGCGACGCGGCCAAGAAGAUGUGCUACGCUGCAGGGAUGCGCGCGUUAUGGAAGGGAUAUGGCGAUCUGACUGAGGAUAGGAACGUCGUCGUCCAAGUGUGCGACACCGCGGAGGAUUGGGAGACUCACAAGCAGCACGCCCUCAGCGUGUACCAGGAGGCAUGGGGUUCCGCUGCCACCGGAGAGACCCCUUCUCCUUCCAAUCAGAUUGAUGAAGCUGGUGGGGGAACCGCCGCGGCCGAAUGUCAAAACGAUGAGUCCGUCAGAACCAGCGGGUGCAGCCGUCUGACCAAGGUCGCUGGCAUUGUGGCGGUGACUGGCGCCGUUGCUUCGGCUUUGUACUACAGUCUGCGCGAUACUUUGAGUGAUGAGUAG
Messenger RNA from Dioszegia hungarica, 1077 nucleotides. RefSeq lists its product as uncharacterized. Lineage: Eukaryota; Fungi; Basidiomycota; Tremellomycetes; Tremellales; Bulleribasidiaceae. Bases 1 to 1077 code for a protein of 358 amino acids. The transcript has a single exon. The record is from RefSeq and is a predicted model, not a curated record.